Molecule: messenger RNA, 867 nt
Organism: Mollisia scopiformis
Lineage: Eukaryota; Fungi; Ascomycota; Leotiomycetes; Helotiales; Mollisiaceae
Product: VAMP-associated protein
Exons: 7
Coding region: 1-867 (288 amino acids)
Biological process (GO): endoplasmic reticulum membrane organization
Cellular component (GO): plasma membrane; endoplasmic reticulum membrane
Molecular function (GO): FFAT motif binding
Source: RefSeq, a predicted model, not a curated record
AUGUCCGUCGAGAUCGAUCCUGUUGAGCUGGGCUUCCACCGACCAUUUACGUCGGAGGUGUCGCAAGCACUCAAGAUUAGAAAUCCAAACAUGACUCCAGUGGCUUUCAAGGUCAAGACUACGGCGCCAAAGCAAUACUGUGUCCGCCCCAACUCCGGCAGGAUCGAGCCAGGCAAGGAAGUCGAGGUUACUGUUCUUCUCCAAGCUAUGAAGCAGGAGCCCCCUAUCGAUGCCAAAUGCAGAGACAAGUUCCUGGUACAAUCUGUAGCUGUCACUUCCGAUAAAGAGUUCACCAACAUCACCGAGAUUCAUGUCGAUCAAGCCGAAAAGUCGUCUGUCCAGGAGAAGAAGAUCCGAGUUGUAUAUCUACCAGCAGGUGCCAACGGAAUCGGUGCGGAUGCCACACCUUUAAAGAAUGGGGUCAAUGGCACAUCAGCAUCUCACGAGACCCCAUCUACAGCACCUCCUGCUUAUAGCACAAACCGUUCACCAUCUCCUCCUGAAGAAACCUUUACCCCUGAGACCCGUCGCUCAACGAUUGGUCCCCAAACAGGACGGAAGAACAGUGAUGAAGAUUCUCGUUCGGUGGCUGAUGCCAAGUCUUUUACAUCCAACCCAUCCAUCGCAGCCUCGAUGCCACAAAGCAUGGAAGAAUUGAAGGCGAAGCUAGCAGAAGCCCAAGCAACCAUCGCUACGUAUACAGAACAGGCCGGGAUCAGAGCACGAAAGGUAGCAAAGGGAGAGACCAGCAACGAGACAGUGAACCAACUUGCCCAACAAGUCCAUCAAGCUCCUCAAGGCGUACCUCUGCAGAUUGUUGCCGGACUGUGUUUGCUCAGCUUCCUGCUUGCCUACUUUUUCUUCUAA